Chionomys nivalis (European snow vole) is the source of this 522-nucleotide messenger RNA. It is a transcript of the gene Cabp5, whose product is annotated as calcium binding protein 5. Lineage: Eukaryota; Metazoa; Chordata; Mammalia; Rodentia; Cricetidae. The record is from RefSeq and is a predicted model, not a curated record. Gene Ontology annotation, molecular function: calcium ion binding. Bases 1 to 522 code for a protein of 173 amino acids. The transcript is spliced from 6 exons.
AUGCAGUUUCCCAUGGGCCCUGCCUGCAUUUUCUUGAGGAAAGGCAUUGCUGAGAAGCAGCGGGAGAGGCCACUGGGACAGGAUGAGAUUGAUGAGCUCCGGGAAGCAUUUCUUGAAUUUGACAAGGACCGAGAUGGGUUCAUCUCUUACAAGGAUUUGGGCAAUCUCAUGAGGACGAUGGGUUACAUGCCUACAGAGAUGGAGUUGACUGAGCUGGGCCAACAAAUCCGCAUGAACCUUGGUGGCCGUGUAGACUUUGAAGACUUUGUGGAGCUGAUGACCCCCAAACUGCUUGCAGAGACGGCAGGGAUGAUUGGUGUCCAGGAGAUGAGAGAUGCCUUCAAGGAGUUUGAUACCAAUGGAGAUGGGGAGAUCACACUGGCAGAGCUGCAGCAGGCCAUGCAGAGGCUGCUGGGGGAGAAGCUUACACCUCGGGAGAUUUCCGAGGUGGUACAGGAGGCUGACAUCAAUGGAGAUGGCACUGUUGACUUUGAAGAGUUUGUGAAGAUGAUGUCUCGUUGA